Molecule: messenger RNA, 906 nt
Organism: Vicia faba (fava bean)
Lineage: Eukaryota; Viridiplantae; Streptophyta; Magnoliopsida; Fabales; Fabaceae
Source: the annotation of a GenBank genome assembly
AUGGAAACUCAAAAUCUCACAAUAGAUGAUACUAUUACUACCUCAUUAUUAUCUGAUAUUUUCAAUGGAACAGAGUUUGCAGGAGAAGAUCUCUUUUCCGUUUUGGAAAACCUGGAAAACUUCAAUGAUUUUCCUAUCAUUACCAAUGACCAAAACUCAAAAACUUCUUUAACUACUCCACAAGACUCUGAAACUGAACCAUCACAGAAAUGCAAGAGACAGAAGAUUGCUCCGAGUUCAGUUUUCAACGAACCAAACAGCGAUGGACAACAUCGAAUGUCGCAUAUCACGGUCGAGCGAAACCGGAGAAAGCAAAUGAAUGAGCAGUUAUCGAUCUUGAAGUCACUCAUGCCUUGCUUUUAUGUCAAACGUGGAGACCAAGCAUCAAUAGUCGAAGGUGUAAUCGAUUACAUCAAUGAGUUACAUCAACUCCUACAAUGCCUAGAAUCCAAGAAACAAAGAAAAGUUUACAAUGAAGUUCUAAGUCCAAGACUAGUUUCAAGUCCAAGGCCUUCACCAUUAAUAAGUCCAACAACUCCACAUUCACAACAAUGGUUGCAACAACAUUACAAUGGUCAUCUUUCAUCCGAACCUUCUCCAACUUCAUCGGUUUCUUCCAUCAACGACAACAUCAACGAGCUUGUCGCGAACUCAACUUCCUCGGUUGCUGAAGUUGAGGUUAAGUUUUGUGGCUCACAUUUGCUUUUGAAAACUGCUUCGUCGCGAAUUCCAGGACAGGUUUUCAGAAUAAUAUCUGUCCUUGAAGAUCUAGCACUUGAAAUUGUACAUGUUAGUGUUAAUACUGCUGAUGAAACCAUGUUAAACUCAUUCACUAUUAAGAUUGGAAUUGAAUGCCAACUCAGUGCUGAAGAACUUGCUCAACAUAUCCAACAAACAUUUUGUUAA